GUUUAUUUAUUCUCUAUUCCGGGAACAAACUGGUUGCCAUACAGUCAGUUUCAAAGCUGCAAAAUAACGUAAUUAGGGGAGUCGCUGGUGCGCUUGGUUACACCUUCGUGUUUGACAUGUUAGAAAUCGGUUCCUAAUUUGACUGGUUCCUAAUUUGACUGGUGUUGACCUAUCCGGAGAAAGCUAGUUAUCGAAACUCGUCUUCGGAGCAGAGGCUUCGUUUUUCUCAUUACUGUAUUUAAUGAAAUUCCAAGAACAAUAGAAAAACGAGCUCUAUAAACUGUCCUGCGUUGAUGCGACUUUACGUACGCGUCGUUUACCUAGAAUAGAGCAAUGCUAACACAGUUUGUGGGAUAAAGAUGGGACAAAAUUUAUGAUGAAUAAUGACUUGUCCAUCCAUCCAUCUUGGGAAAAGACCCCAUCGUGCGGCCUGGUUCAAAAGAACUUGGAGAGAUGGAUAACAUAAGAUCAACUGAUAAUCCAUUUUGUUAAAGCAUUGUUUUGUAUAUUUCAUGGUUUGGCUCCCAUAAAACCCACAUCCCUUCUUCCCCCAUACUCAUUUUACAAAAGAUUGUUUGUACACAAUAUCAAGUACAAAAGAUGAAAACAACUUUGUACUCCUUCCUCGACUUAAAACGUACCCAAUUUUCCAAAUUUUUCAUUUAAACAUCUUUUUCCUUAAUAAAAUAUGAUUUGCAAUACAUUAACUAUUCAUGGGGGACACGAUGAAAGCUCGAAGUCUUUGAAAUGCGACCCAUCCAAUAAUUUUAUAAGUUGUUAAAAAUCUUUGAAAUUUAAAUGUUAAACAAAUUUAAAGUCACAUUAAACUUACAAAAUAUACAUGAUAAUGGGUCAGAAUAUCGUAGGAAGCGGGUAUCUAUUCUGUGUCACAUUGACUUUCAUCCAUAAAGAAAAGUAAAAUCAUUGAAAGAAAAGGAAUUAAAAAGUCAUUGGACAAAAAUUUAUUUCCCCCACUAGACCAAAUUUAGUGUGAGAGAGCACCUAAUUAAUGAGUUUUCAACAGCAAUUACUAUUCUAUCAUUUAAUUGUACACAACAUCCAGAUAACUAUUUGAUGUAUUAUGUCAAUUUCGAGAAUUGCCAAUGUCAAAUGUUUAAUGAUAAGACCAGUUUUAUCAACUUCUUAAUUGUCGGUCCGGGUACUGAGGAGCACGAUAAGAAUACGAAUGUAAUAUUUUCUCUCAAUCCUAUAGACUCUUCUUAUCAUUCAUGCUGAGAGCCUCCAAAACAUUUCAUUUUUUAGUCCAAACCUUCAUCAUUUUCCCACGAAAUGCUCUUUGCAUUUUUAAUUUGACAAUCAUUUUGAAAUUACCUAAAACUGCAAGGAUUUAAUAUACAGCAAAAUUACUCGAGAUUUUGUUAUUAUUCUGUAAACCUGGGCAUUGAGAAACUCAAGUCCCUUUAGAGAACGUUCAUAGAAACUGUCAGCAACUCCUAUUUUCGAAAUAGAAAAGAAAUAUUGGCCACAUGCAGAACGGGCCCCAAUCCGAUUAUUUCUUGCUUAAAAAUAAUGAUGCUAUGCAUAAUCGUUAAGUUGGUAGGAACGUCGAACCCGAUGCAUAGUUUAUAUUAUUUUUUCCUUAUCACUAUAUACGGAGAGGAAGAAAUUGCUUUGUAGAACAAGUGGCCACAAGAGUGACUCGUCAGGUGGACAGACUGGACAAGGAAAUUAAUCUUAAAUAGAUUUUUCUGUGUACACAAGCGUGACAAAAAGAAAAGGAAAAAACUUUCAGUUGGGGUUAAAAAAAAAAGUGACUUUACAGAUAUUUUCCAAUCUUAUCCUUUUGGCUGCUUUUCGAUAUUUUCACGGUAGAAACUGCAGCGCACUUGCCGAUCAUUCAGAUCAUCAACUGUAUCUGAUUUUUUCCACUCUCUCUGACGGUUGCCUAUCACAGAAGGAGGAAAAAGAGAUUUAGUAUGCCGUAUCUGCGGAUUCGUCACGCAUUACUCUCUGAAUAACAUUAUGUCAAUGGGCUUCUCCUUUGAGAGAUAGGAACGCGUUUAUUAAUUGCAUGACACUUUCGACUUGGAAUGAAACUUUUGAUGUCUUGUACAAGUGUCUAGAUAUUUCUUCACAUGCUCCUCCUAUGCAUAUCGUUGACCCUAUAGUGAUUUUUCUUUUCCUCUAACUAUCUACCUUGAUGGAAUUAAAAUGGACAACGCUUUAUCGCAAUACACAAUCGGUGUAUAUUUCACGCUGCAGUUGAUGCUUUGCCGGUCUUUGAUUGGUGUGCUCGCUUGAAUGAAUAAUUUCAUCAGCUGAGAUUCAUAAAGGAAAAAGCUAGGAAAAAAAUAUUCAACUCGGAAUUGUAAACUUUUUUCUGUCAUAUUUCCUUCGUAAAUAAUUUUUACUACUAUGGACAUGCUUUAUUUCGGUGACUCCGUUCCAUACUCUUAUCAAACCGGAUACAAACAGGGGAAUUACUGUGAUUUUCCAAGUACCUGUGCAUACCCAGGGAUGGGUUCCAUUCCCAACACAGCCUGUAGAUUUAGCUCCGUGCCCUCCUCCUACGGAUCUUACCCUCUACCCCCGGGGGCUUGCGGCGGAUUUUUUGCCCGAAAGCCUACCCGUAUCAAAGGUCAUGGGGGAGUGAAUCAGCUGGGUGGGGUAUUCGUCAACGGACGUCCCCUCCCUGACGUGGUCAGACAGAGGAUUGUAGAACUUGCUCAUCAAGGAGUCCGGCCAUGUGAUAUUUCCCGCCAACUCAGAGUUUCUCAUGGAUGUGUCAGUAAAAUACUCGGAAGAUACUAUGAGACGGGCUCAAUCAAGCCAGGAGUUAUUGGCGGAUCCAAGCCUAAGGUGGCGACACCCAAAGUGGUGGAUGCUAUUACCCGCUACAAACACGAAAAUCCAACGAUGUUUGCUUGGGAAAUCCGCGACAGACUUCUAGCAGAGGGCGUCUGUUCUUCCGAAAACGUACCCAGUGUCAGCUCAAUCAACAGAAUCGUAAGAAAUAAAGCGGCAGAAAAUGCAAAACAAUCCCCUGGCCACAUCAGUCCCUCAGUGGACACCGGCAGUCCACCACUGUCCCAUCAGCCUUCACCCAACAGUGAAAUACAAAGAGCUCCUUACACAAUCACAGGAAUUCUGGGAAUUCCUCAAAGCCAGACUGCUCAAACCAUGGUGGACCCCAAUGGGAACAAGAGAAAAAGGGAAGAUCAAGGUAGAUACCUCCCAAAUGGUCAUGAAGCUGAAGUAAAAAUUGAACCAAAUACAGCUGACAUGAAUAUAUGGUAUCAAACCCAACCAAGACCAACGAAACAAGCUAGAGCCGAAAAUGGAACAAAUGAGGCUCAAACCAUGCCCCACACACUGAUAAUAAACAAUGCACAAAUGUACCCCUCUGGCGUACCAACAAAUCUUCCUCCAAAUUAUAAUGCUCAUUUUGUUACCACAACGACAACCAUUUCCGGGGAUGUUAUAAAACCCGGGGUCGGAGUUGAGUACACUAUCGCAUCUCCGGCAGUUGGCACCGUGGCCAAUUCCGAAUCUCAAAGCAAUACAACUAAUUUUCCCACGACAUUAGGUCACCAACUGGGAACAGAAAUUAGUGUAAAUUCACAGACUCAGGAAUUGAAACCAAUUGUGGUUGCCGUGGCAACGGAAGCACAGCCACCCGUGCAACACGAACAAUUUCAAGAAGCAACCAACAACACACCAACUUCAUCAUCAACACCAACCAUCAACAAUAAUAACAACACCCCUCCCCCCAAGGUGGGCUCCCCCAGCUCAGGGGGUGGGUCUAACAACCUGACAGAGCUUAAGCCCGUUCAACCCACUAUGUCCCAGUCUUCUUAUACACCGUUGCCAUCGUUUUCGGGACAGUUUUCAAGUCAAGCAAGCAGCUAUAACGGUUCACACGCUACAUUUCCCAGUCAGGCUGUUGUGGGCAGUGUUGUACAACCUCUAGUAAUAUCCAGCGGAUCUUAUAGCUCAGCAAAUCCACCCAGUGGUGAAUACUAUAACGCUGCCGGGACAGCCCCCUACACCCAGUACCAGACUGCGGCGUACCCCGCGGAUCCAGCCUGGACCAUGAGAUACACCACCCCUACAGGUAUUCUAAAUACGCCAUAUUACUACCAAACUCCAGUCUCAGGUAGGAACGAACCGAACACAACUGUGGCUGCUUCAGCAAGUCCAUCCAAAUCAUAACAGCAUGUGCAUGUGAAAAUCUUAAUGGACAUCAGCUUAUGAUCGUAUCAUAAGCACUGUGCUUUAAAAAAUUUGUCGGACCAUUUAAGACUAUGGAUUUACAACUCGGCAUUGUAUUAACAAAGUGGAUAUUCUCUAAGGGCAUGUUACAUCAAAGAUAUAUAUUUUUUGCAUUGUGACAAGGUUUGAAGACAGAAGACAGAUUUUAAACAUCAGUAAAAUUGUUUUAUUGUUAAAUGCAAACCAAUGAUAAGAGUGAAAUCAUAUUUUUGAAAUCAAAGUGGAUAUUUUACUUUUUGAGGGUAUAUUGUGAUGGGUGUAUGGACUUUUGUGUGUGUGCGGACAGGUUGUAUGUUGAACGUAUCAGCUGUAGAUAUAUCCAUAUGUUUAUAUCUAAUUUUCAUAACUAUUCUAUGUUUUAUAUCCCUUUUUGAGAUUAUACUUUGUAUGAUGAGAACUAUUUUUGGGAGCGCUUCUGGUGAAACUGAGGAUCACCUGAGAGGUUGCUAGUUGUCAUAUAUUGGCAGACAUUUUAGCUUCGUAAUGUUCAUUUUGGAAUCAUUAUUCAAUCUGAAAUAGCACAGAAAUGCUUUUCAAAUUUCUUUAAUCAACAUAAGAACGUUUAUCAUCAGGAACAUUUGAAAUUAUUUUUUCAGUAAUCCAUUUAUCACACUUUUCAUUCUUUUUAUUAUUAUUAUUUUUUGUGCAAUAUAAUCAUCUGACCAGCAAGUUGAUCGUCAUUAAAUGUAAUUUGAAUACAAGUUUCUUUUCAGUAUUAGUGUACUGAUUUAAUUACGCAUGCUCAGCCCAAUUCGAUUGAAAUACUUUUAAGAAGUUCUGAGAUUUGCUCAACAAACAAUCAGAAAUAUAAAAGAUUUUACAAUUAUGCACUACACAACUCAUGGUAAAAUUUAUACAUGAAUAUUGUAUGUGUGUACUUCAAAGCAGAUGCUUUAUUUUCCCCCAACGCAUUAAGCUUUGAUGAUUUGUGGGUAACAAGUUUGUAAGAAUACUUUUAACCAAAGAAAAAGAAAUAUGCGGACAUUUGUAAUGUUAAAAGAAUCUUUGAAAUCCUUGCUCCCUGUUGAAUAAGGCACGAAGCGAACGAGUGCUAUAAAAUCUAUAUUGUAUAUUUUUUAACUUGUACAUAUUUAUAUAUAUGUAUUUCGUCAGGGUACACAGAAACCCUGUGAUAUUAAAAUGAUAUACCAUGACAAUGAGUGACGAUGUAAUGUCGUCAUGAUGGACAGGUGUCAUUUGUUUUGUUUCCUGUCCUCUGUCAGAAUACAGGCAAAACGAAAGAAUCUCUUUUUAAUCGUAUUUCAAAACUCAUCAAUCCUAGAUAUAGAUAAUACAAUAUCAUGAAAUGUUUGAGUUUGAAAAAUAAAAUUUUGUUACAUUUA
Molecule: messenger RNA, 5576 nt
Organism: Ostrea edulis (European flat oyster)
Lineage: Eukaryota; Metazoa; Mollusca; Bivalvia; Ostreida; Ostreidae
Product: paired box protein Pax-5-like
Exons: 11
Coding region: 2377-4173 (598 amino acids)
Biological process (GO): anatomical structure development; regulation of transcription by RNA polymerase II
Molecular function (GO): RNA polymerase II cis-regulatory region sequence-specific DNA binding; DNA-binding transcription factor activity, RNA polymerase II-specific
Source: RefSeq, a predicted model, not a curated record